Molecule: messenger RNA, 1376 nt
Organism: Styela clava
Lineage: Eukaryota; Metazoa; Chordata; Ascidiacea; Stolidobranchia; Styelidae
Source: RefSeq, a predicted model, not a curated record
CAUUGCUAGAGCCUGUAACAAGGAUACCUCUUCAGUCGUCUUCCAAAAACUGCGAUUGUAACUUAGCUAUUCCUCUUGCUGUCGGUGGAUUCUGCUGGGCAUUUUUAGCAACUGUAAUUUUAAUUGGAGUACUGUUGAUGAUAAAAAGAAAUAAAGCUCGAGCCAACGAUAAGCACCUCAAAGCCAAGGGUAAAUCAAGCCAACAACAUUUAAAUGAUGGAAAGAAAUUGAAUCAUCAAAAGAAUACUGACCAGCAAAACAAUUACUGUGAGAUUGAUGGGGUUUGGAAACAACAAAUCAAAUACGAAUUAAAUGGUUCGGUCAACCAAGCCUACGACGUCAUAUCUUGGAAAGCACUAAGUUCGAAUCAAUCCAUAGAAAAAAUAGGUCAUCAAAAGAAACUAGACAUCAAAAACAUCGGAAUAGAAAAUCUCGCAAAAUGCGUACAAAAUCAGAAAUUAAACGGCGAAAUUGUGGAUGAUAUUCUGUACGAGCCAAUCAGUGUUGCCAGUUCUUCUGAAUUAGUAAAGCAACCUACAAUGCCAAAUCCAGCUACUGUUACAACGAACAAUAGUCUUACCAGUGAGAAUGAUCUUAACUUGAACGUGGAAUCCAGUCAUUACGGCCCAGAGAUUAAAGAUAAUGUAUUAUACGGUUCACUCAAUUAUUCACAAAUACAGAAGAAACGUUACUUCUCUGCUGAUGACACAUCGCCGUGCUGUGGGCUGGAGACCAACGGAUCUCAACGAUUCUCAAAAUCCCUGACGGAACAUAUCACCGAGAGUCGCGAUAUACUAAAUCUAACUGCAAACGGGGAGGAGUGGAUUUCCCAAUACGAGUCUUAUACAACUGAUAUGGUAGAAGAGGCACUUCAUGGAUCUUCGAGCUCAGCUAAUAAACUGAACAAUCGUCAGAAGGCUUCCCAUAGGAACCAAGAUAUAAUAUCGCCGAACAACUCUUACGAAGUGAUUGAUAAAUGUUUUGAGUAAAAAAUUGUUAUGUUUACCAAAUGCCUGAACAUUUUCAUCAAGUAAUCCAGUUGAAGUGAGGGUCACCUUGUCUAAUAUAAUCUCCAAUAUCCAUUAUAUUCUGUACAGCAAUGCCGGUUCAUUAAUUCGCGAAUCAUUCUUUCCGACAAUAACAGCAGUGCGAAACCAAAAUACCUCGUUUCUCGAUAAUCAAAUUUGAUUUCUUUUGGAUUUCCUUCAACGGCAGUUCAAACCGAGUGCUUUAUUUUUUCUCGUAAAUCGUGUAGGAUUUAUUUUUACUGAUUGGAAAAAAAAAACUUGACUUGAAAGCAUUGUAUAUUAUAGGGAAAUAUCAACAUAUUAAUUCUUACCGUAAAUGUUUAGUUACGUCAAUCCUAGUCGUUUCAA